AUGGCCCCAAGAGGGUCUACGUCAUCCAAUCACAUUCCACCCGGGGACGUCAAGUGCACAGACACGGUAAUAGUAGGUGAGAACCUUCCGCUCCCUUCCACUGCAUAACUGACUUAACCGUUUUACCCACAUAACCAAAGAAAGGGGGAGAAAACGUGACUGGGCUGAACUUAAUUGACAUUCCCUUUUUGCAAAAAAGGAAACGGACCUUCGGCUCUAUUCCUGAGUUACCUACUUCACGGCAACAUUCCCACCUACGAUUCCGUCACCCAUGGACCGCACCCCGACCCGGUGCUUCACGCAAAGCUCUCGCGAUAUGGGAACCGACCUCUCUUCGACGCAACCGGGUCCGCGAGGGCGUACGAGGCGCUGACGGAGCACUUCCAUGCCGCCACCUACAUGAGCUAUUCGAAUCAGGCCCUGCCGCUGAACGUUUUGCUGGACACGUUGGUGCGGCCGGGCGCUGAUACGGAGGUCGGGGGGGCAGAGUCUCGGUUGAAGUGGAGUUUUGAUGAGCGGAGGAGAAUCGGACAUGUUGUGUUGGGCUCGGCGAAGGAGGCUGGCGGGCAGUGGUCCGAGGAUCCGACUAGCACUUCCUGGGAUAUUGAGACUCUGAGGUUGGCUUUCUCCUUCUCUUUUUCCCCGAUCCGCGCUUUGUUUGGGAUAUGGGGGCUGAUCUUGGGGGGUAAGCUAUGCGGAGAUGCUGUCGCUGCCGGGGUACUCCUUUCGGGAACAUUAUCGGAGGGAACACGGGAAAGUUAUGUCCCAUUUUAAUAGGCCCACGAGACGAGAAGUAGCGAAUUACUACAGCGCGUACCCUGGCGCCGUGGGGAUAGCGUCGGAGGUCUUCUCGUCGGUAUACGUGCACAGAAUCAACCGUACGCAAUCCGGCUUCUCGGUCAAGGUUUAUAGAAAGCCCGCACCUUCGAGGCCGCAAUGCGAGUACACGAUCCACUGCAAGCACCUCGUCCUCGCGACCGGGAUCUUCACAAACGUCGUACCCCCCCCACCCAUCUUCCUGCCAUUGCUCAACCCAGCGAACAACACCCUCAGCCAGCAGCAGCAGCGCGCCAAGCCACUUCCACUACUGGUUGUCGGCUCGGGCUUCACAGCAGCGGACGUGAUCAUCAGCACGCAACCGAACCAGAAAAUAAUCCACAUCUUCAAAUGGAACACCACCCGCCCAUCACCAUUGAAGGGCUGCCAUCCCCAGGCGUAUCCGGAAUAUGCAUCCAUAUACCGCCGAAUGAAGCAGUCUGCCGCAGACAGUACCUCCCCGACUUUGCCAACGGCCCCAUCGAACUACGAGGGCUUUCCGAACGCACAAGUCAUAGCGGUAUCCGGCGAUGGGCGCGCCAUCAGGAUAUUGACGGCAGACGGCGACGUCCUAGAGCGCACCAUCGGCACACUUAGGUACUGUGUCGGCCGGCGCGGGGGCCUGGAAUACCUCUCUGCGGAGCUGCGGAAAGCCGUGGGCGUUCUGGACGCGGGGUGGGUAUCCGCCGACACCCUGAGGAGACGGGUGGAAGCGGACCCAGAAAUCACGAAGAACGUGUGGGUUGUCGGUAGUCUAACCGGUGAUUCACUGGUUCGCUACGCGUUCGGAGGGUGUGUAUACGCUGCUGGGGGGAUAAUGGCUGAUCAAGAGAUUCCACAAGAUGAACUCGUUAUGCAAGAGGCUACCGCCGCAGGCAGGCGGAGAUCUGGGUGUGUGGUUUCUUGAUGGGCAUGAUGGCGAUGAUGUUGAAUGGGUUUUGUUGGGAGUUUUCGGAGCAGAAAUUGGUUGGUGUCCUAGAGUUAGACGAUUGGUUGGACUUUUAUUAUUAAUUGCUAUCCUGGCGCUCUGUUUGAUACCGUACACUAUAGCCAUUUGCGCCAGAGCCGAGCGAUUGGGAAAAACGAGGAAUUGGGCAUUAGUGCAUAAUUCUUGCUCGUUUGCUCGUCUAUUCCCCGUUUUUUUGGGAUUAUUGUGUCUGCCGGGCCUUCACUUUUCCUUCUGCAUUGUCUGGGAACAGAUGUGAGUGUAUGACCUUUUGCGUCUUUUUUCUUCCCGUUUGUUUUCUGUGUAUAUUCGAGAGCUAUGCUAUAGACUUUGUAUAAUUUAUUUCUGCUUGC
Messenger RNA from Tuber aestivum (summer truffle), 2115 nucleotides. The record is from the annotation of a GenBank genome assembly. Lineage: Eukaryota; Fungi; Ascomycota; Pezizomycetes; Pezizales; Tuberaceae.